GACCUGACGGCUCUGGCCAAGGAGCUGCGUGCAGUGGAUGACGUUCGCCCGCCGAAUAAGGUGACGGAUUAUUCAUCUUCCAGCGAAGACUCGGACACCACAGAUGAAGACGAUGAUGAAGAGGUGGACCAGGAAGCAGGUGAAGAGUCGACCUCCGGCCCUGAGGACUCCAGAGCCGUUUCUUCCAGGCUGAGCAACGGAGAAACGGAGUCGGUGAAAACCAUGAUCGUCCACGAUGAAGGCGAGAGCGACGCGGGGUCGACGCCCUGCAAAGACAGCACUCUGAUUGUCAGACAGAGUGCAGGUGAUAACAGAAAGCGUCAGGGUCCCGGCCCGGGCCAGGCACAGACCGCCGGCCUGCUCGCAAGCUUUGCCCCGAGCCCUGGCCCGGGGUCAGGCCCGGGUCUUGGCCAACACACACCCAGCCCCCACCAUCAUCACCACCACCACCACCAUCACCCCACACAGCACGCGGACAGGAACGGCUUUGCCGGCCGCAUCCACCACCUCCCAGACCUGAUCCAGCAGAGCCACCAUUCCACCCCUUCCUCCUCUGCAUCAAACUCCCCUUCCUCCUCCAGCCUCGCCAGCCCCUCCUCCAUGUCCCCCCAGAGUCCCCUGGAGAAGCUCGGCAUCCUCACAGAG
Paralichthys olivaceus (Japanese flounder) is the source of this 645-nucleotide messenger RNA. Lineage: Eukaryota; Metazoa; Chordata; Actinopteri; Pleuronectiformes; Paralichthyidae. The record is from RefSeq and is a predicted model, not a curated record.